Messenger RNA from Cajanus cajan (pigeon pea), 1912 nucleotides. Its product is annotated as protein NRT1/ PTR FAMILY 2.13. Gene Ontology annotation, cellular component: membrane. The record is from RefSeq and is a predicted model, not a curated record. NCBI's taxonomy places the organism in Eukaryota, Viridiplantae, Streptophyta, Magnoliopsida, Fabales, Fabaceae. Gene Ontology annotation, molecular function: transmembrane transporter activity. Gene Ontology annotation, biological process: transmembrane transport.
CAAAGCAUAUUUUAUAAACCAAUGGAGAUAGAGAAUAAGAGAGAAGACACAAGAUCUUUCUGGUCCAAUUGCUGCAGGAAUUGGAAAUCAAGAAAGCCACUUAGAGAAGACGUUUCAGAUUCCUCAUCAAAUUCAAGAGCAAUGGAAAAGAAGCCAGGGUGGAAGGCCAUUUCCUACAUCUUAGGAAAUCAAGUAGUUGAGAGGAUUGCAACACUGGGCAUGAUGGCGAAUUUCAUGGUGUAUUUGUUGCAAGUCUUCAACUUGGGUCAGGUUGCUGCUUCAAAUAUUCUUGGCAUAUGGAUUGGAGUGAGCAAUUUCACACCAAUUCUUGGUGCCUGUGUUGCUGAUGCCUAUCUAGGAAAAUUCAGCACCAUUGCUAUUUCAUCAUUUGGAACACUCGUGGGAAUGGUGAUACUAACACUAACAGCUUGGUUGCCACAACUUCAUCCUCCAACUUGCACUUCUCCCGAAAAAUGUGUUCCUUCAACCAGCAUUCAACUUGGCAUCUUAAUUUUAGGCUUGUGCUGGCUAGCUGUGGGCACAGGUGGAAUUGGACCAUGCAUUAUUCCCUUUUCGAUUGAUCAGUUUGACACAACUACUACUAAAGGGAGGAAAGGAGUGAACAGGUUCUUUAAUUGGUACUACACUUCUCAGACAGUGGUCCAGUUGAUUAGUCUUACAGCAAUAGUAUAUCUCCAAAACAAAAGCUGGAUCUUGGGUUUUGGCAUACUAAGUGUCCUCGUGUUACUUUCAAUUAUCAUAUUUUUUGUUGGAGCAAACGUUUAUGUUUACAUUCCAGCGGAGGGGAGCAUUUUUUCUGGUAUUGUACAGGUGUUUGUUGCCGCUUAUAAGAAGCAUCGCCUCCAAAUUCCGGUAAAAGAAGAGGAAGGUGUUUACUAUGAUCCCCCAAUGGAUGACCAAGAAACACUGAGGCUGCCCUUAACCAAAGAACUUAGGUGUUUAAACAAAGCAGCCCUGAUACAAGGCAACGAAGUGAACUCAGAAGGCUGCGCGGAAAACCCGUGGAGGCUGUGCAGCAUUCAGCAAGUGGAAGAAGUAAAAUGCUUGAUCAAAAUGCUUCCGAUAUGGGCCUCGGGCAUCCUCUGCUUCAUCCCCAUAGCCCAACAAGGCAGCUUCCCGGUCUCCCAGGCCCUGAAAAUGGACCGCCACAUCGGGCCCAACUUCGAGCUCCCCGCCGCAUCGUUCAGCGCGGUGUCCCUAAUCACCAUCGCCAUAUUCCUCCCAUGCUUCGACCUCUUCCUGCAGCCACUUCUCGCCAGACUCACGCGACAAGAAGAAGGCCUCACCAGCCUCCAGAAGAUACUCAUCGGCGACAUAUGCUCCAUUCUCACAAUGCUCACCGCGGGCCUCGUCGAGUGGCGCAGAAGGGUCGUCGCCGCCGCCGCCACGUCACGUGCACCCAUGUCCGCCACGUGGCUGGCGCCGCAGUUCGUCUUCUUGGGGCUGUGUGAGAUGUUCACCCUCGUGGGGCACAUUCAGUUUUACAGCUCGGAGUCGCCGGAGAAGAUGAGAAGCGUGGGGAACUCGUUGCAGUAUCUCGUGAUCGCGUUCUCCAUCUACGUUGGGACGUUGGUGGUGAACGUGGUGCACCAAGUGACUCGGAAGCGUGGUGGGGUUGAUUGGCUCCACGAUGACAUCGAUGCUGGGAGGUUGGACUACUAUUACUUCCUUGUUGCGGGGUUAGCGGCGCUCAAUCUUGUCUACAUCGUCUUCUGCGUUAGACGCUACCGUUAUAAGAUCAAGGUCAAGGUAGAAGAUCGUCAUGUCGACACACACCUUGACCCUUGAGGUGUAUCGUGAAAAUAAUUAGUUCCAUAAGAUGAAUAAAACUUCAAUUAUGGGUGCCUAGCUAUAGUGCAUCUAUUAUUAUAAUAUUUUUUAUUUAUAGAAA